Messenger RNA from Homo sapiens (human), 15138 nucleotides. It is a transcript of the gene LONRF2, whose product is annotated as LON peptidase N-terminal domain and ring finger 2. The record is from RefSeq and is marked validated. Gene Ontology annotation, molecular function: misfolded protein binding; ubiquitin protein ligase activity; ribonucleoprotein complex binding. Bases 1180 to 2715 code for a protein of 511 amino acids. The transcript has 13 exons. Lineage: Eukaryota; Metazoa; Chordata; Mammalia; Primates; Hominidae.
AGUCGCGCAGGAGCCCUCAGGCGAGUGGGGGAAGCAUCGCAAGAGACGCGGACCUGGAGCGCGGUCACUGCGUUACCGCAGCGACCUGGGUUACCUAAGCCGGCGGGACUGAGAGGCCGCUGCGCGUGGGCAGGGGCUCAGAUUGCGCCCGCGGUGCCUGUCCCGGCCCCCACCCCGGAACGAUUGCAGCCCUGCGGGGCUCGCCGCCCACACCGCGCUGAGGACGCUGCCCAAGCCAGGCGCCCGCCCCCGCCCGCGGUCUCAGCCGCUCGCAGCGCGCCGCCCCCAGACGCGCGUGGCUGCUGGCGAGGGCUGAGACCGCGCUCCCGCCGGCCAGUUCCCAGCAGCAGCGCAUCCUCCCUGCUCCGCGCCUUCGCUCCGGACCCGCGUCGUCGCAGCCCCGCGGUGAUGAGCCCCGAGCCGGUCCCGCCGCCGCCGCCGCCCCAGUGUCCUGGCUGCGACCGCGCGGAGCCGAUCGCCCAGCGCUUAGAGGAGGGCGACGAGGCCUUCCGCGCGGGCGACUACGAGAUGGCAGCCGAGCUCUUUCGCUCCAUGCUAGCCGGGCUGGCGCAGCCGGACCGCGGCCUGUGCCUGAGGCUGGGGGACGCGCUGGCCCGCGCCGGCCGCCUCCCCGAAGCCCUGGGCGCGUUCCGCGGCGCCGCGCGGCUCGGGGCGCUGCGGCCGGAGGAGCUGGAAGAGCUGGCGGGCGGCCUGGUGCGCGCCGUGGGCCUGCGCGACCGGCCGCUGUCCGCGGAGAACCCGGGCGGCGAGCCCGAGGCGCCCGGCGAGGGAGGGCCGGCCCCGGAGCCCCGCGCGCCCCGCGACCUGCUCGGCUGCCCGCGCUGCCGGCGGCUGCUGCAUAAGCCGGUGACGCUGCCCUGCGGGCUCACAGUCUGCAAGCGCUGCGUGGAGCCAGGGCCCGCGCGGCCGCAGGUGCGGCGCGUGAACGUGGUGCUGAGCGGCCUGCUGGAGAAGUGCUUCCCGGCCGAGUGCCGGCUGCGCAGGCUGGCAGGCCAGGCGCGGAGCCUGCAGCGCCAGCAGCAGCCGGAGGCCGCGCUGCUCAGGUGCGACCAGGCCCUGGAGCUGGAUCAUAGAAAAAUGUGGGAAGAUUUUCAUCUCAUUUAAUAAGCUCCUGAUGAUAAUUCAUUAUUGCUGCUGCGGGCGGAGUUAUAUUUGACCAUGAAGAACUAUGAGCAAGCUCUCCAAGAUGCCAGUGCAGCUUGUCAGAAUGAACCUCUCUUGAUUAAGGGACAUCAAGUAAAAGCUCAGGCUCUUUCUGGAUUGGGAAGAAGUAAGGAAGUGUUAAAGGAAUUUCUCUACUGCCUUGCUCUGAAUCCUGAAUGUAACUCUGUGAAGAAAGAAGCACAGAAGGUAAUGUGUGAAGUGCUGUUUUCAGCUACAGCAAAUGUGCAUGAAAAUUUAACAUCUUCCAUCCAAAGCAGAUUAAAGGCUCAGGGUCACAGCCACAUGAAUGCCCAGGCUCUGCUGGAAGAAGGUGAUGCAGGGAGCUCGGAGAAUUCAUCUGAGAAAUCUGAUAUGCUUGGAAAUACCAAUUCUUCAGUUUUGUAUUUUAUACUGGGUCUACACUUUGAAGAGGAUAAAAAGGCGUUAGAAAGCAUCCUUCCAACAGCACCCAGCGCUGGCUUAAAGAGACAGUUUCCGGAUGACGUGGAGGAUGCACCUGACCUGAACGCCCCUGGAAAAAUUCCCAAGAAAGAUCUCUCACUUCAAAGGAGCCCAAACUCUGAGACAGAAGAAAGUCAGGGGCUCUCGCUUGAUGUAACUGACUUUGAGUGUGCCCUCUGCAUGAGAUUGCUCUUUGAACCUGUCACUACGCCCUGUGGACACACAUUUUGCCUAAAAUGCCUUGAGCGCUGCCUUGACCACGCCCCACACUGUCCUUUGUGCAAAGACAAACUUUCGGAAUUAUUGGCAAGCAGAAACUUUAACAUAACUGUUCUGGCCGAAGAAUUAAUAUUUCGAUAUUUGCCGGAUGAAUUGUCUGAUAGGAAGAGAAUUUAUGAUGAAGAAAUGUCAGAACUGUCAAAUCUGACCAGAGACGUCCCCAUCUUUGUGUGUGCCAUGGCCUUCCCCACGGUCCCAUGUCCACUCCACGUUUUUGAGCCCCGCUAUCGGCUUAUGAUAAGAAGAUGCAUGGAAACUGGCACCAAGCGGUUUGGCAUGUGUUUAUCUGCUGAGCACGCGGGGCUUUCAGAGUAUGGAUGCAUGCUGGAGAUUAAGGACGUGAGAACGUUUCCUGAUGGAAGUUCUGUUGUAGACGCGAUUGGCAUCAGUCGGUUCCGAGUGCUAAGCCACCGCCACAGAGAUGGCUAUAACACAGCGGACAUUGAAUAUCUUGAAGAUGAAAAGGUGGAGGGUCCAGAGUAUGAAGAACUUGCCGCUCUCCACGAUUCUGUGCAUCAACAGUCUGUUUCCUGGUUCGCGUCUCUCCAGGAUCGCAUGAAAGAACAAAUUUUAAGUCAUUUUGGGGUAAUGCCAGACAGAGAACCUGAGCCUCAGAGUAAUCCCAGCGGCCCUGCCUGGUCCUGGUGGAUCCUGGCCGUGCUGCCCCUGGAGCGCAAGGCUCAGCUGGCCAUCCUCGGCAUGACCUCGCUCAAAGAGCGGCUCCUUGCCAUCCGACGGAUAUUAGUCAUCAUCACGCGUAAGAUGAAUAGUCGGCAAGAGCUGGCUAAUGCCAGGGAGAGAAAUAAUUGAUUUUUCUCUCUGUCAAGGUUUCUGGCAGCCCUUGUGCUUUUAUAAAUGUCAGGCAUGGACGAAUAGCCGUCCAUUCAUUGUGCUUCAUCAAGUGCUUGUGGAUGAGGUUCCAAAAUGGGACGCUUGCCAAACAUUGAGUCCUCCUCAAAAAUGACAAUUCUGUGUCUGGUGGGAUCUGACCUUGUGUGAGGUUAGCCUGAAGUCUGAAUGGAGCCCAUAGUUGGAAAACAACCUAAGAAAAUCUCUUAGAAGCAGGUGCUUGGGGAAUGCAGUUCACUGACAGCACAGGACCCUGCAGAUGGUUUACAUGUGGUUUGGGUUUCACGAGAAAGAAGGAUUCACUUCCCAGUCAGCAUCUGGCUCUGCCAGAUGGUAAAGGCGUGCUUUAGUGUGUAGACAAUAUGGGGGAACCACGUUUUUAUCUGGAAGUGGAUUUCUUAGAACACAGGCUAACCAAAACUACGCUUAGGCUUUGCGUGUUGCUGUGAAGUUGUCUGUGAAAUCGAAUAAUCACACCAUUGUUCAGUGCAGGAGCCCAAACUAGUCCUUACCCAAGAAGUAGUAGCCUCUGGAUAGAACUGUGUUUAAUGUCCUGUUGUAGUCCCAGGUGUUGUAAAUUGCAUGUUGUAAUCAAACGAAUGUCAAAACAUAAGAAAGUAUACCUUGGAUAUAGAAAAACCUGAGAACAGUAUCAUUCACUUGAGGAUAUAUAUAUAUAUAUUUACACACAAUAAAGUGAGUUAAAAUUGUAUAUGCAUUGGGAUGUCAAACAUAAAACCACCAAGUGCAAAGAAUGCUUUGAAAGUAGAACCUUGUCUCAUUGAUCAGUGGUUACUAAGCAUUUAGGAAACAGUCAUCUUUUUCUAUUGGGAUUUGCAUUAGAAAUUAGCCCCAUCAGUAAAUUUCAGUUUACUAUCCAUUUAUUAAUAUACAAAAACAUUAAAAAAUCUGCCAUGCCAUGGUAAUCUAUCUAUUCCAGGAAAAUAGAUCAGAAUAUAUGAAGGGAGGAUGGCCGGUAUGGGAUGUAAAUAUUCAGUAAGUUUUUCUCCAACACCAACCUAAAAUUAUCUUUAUUUUUUUGAAAGAAAGUUUUACGGUGAUCAGACCAGGUGUUAUCUGUUAAAGGACAGUAGUAUGACUUCCAUCCUGUAAUGCACGUUGGUGAUAUUGAUUGGAAUAACUGAAUCUGAGAUACUCAUAUGUUCUCUCUGGCCCAACCAGCUGGUGCAUUUGGUUGGCUUCCUCGUCUGUAAGGUGGACAUUCUUAACCAGAGGGUCACGACCACAUCACAGCUGCAAGUUUUGCUUUGUUCAUUGAAGGUGAUUUUUUAGUUUUAAAAUAUAUAUAUCUCAUAAUAUACAAUGUUGAUGGUAUAUCAAUCCAUCAAGCAUUUUAUUAGAAAGACUUUAUAAUAUUAUUAAUUUUUCUUUAGUUUUCAGUAGAUAAAGUAGUUUCAGUAGAUAAAGACUUUAUAAUAUUAUUAAUUUUUCUUUUAGUUUUCAGUCUCAUCAUGGGAGUUAGAAAAUACCAGCAUCACUUAAUUGUAAAGAGAAAAUGUGAAAGUAUUUUCCAAUCCAAUGUUUCAAGUGCCUCACUUAUUGUGAAUCUCAAAUAUCAUCUUGAGAUGGUUUAAUGGCAGUUUGGCCAAGUGAUUUCUAAGAGAUUUUAUUAAUUUAUGCAUUAACAAUAGUAUUCAACUUUCUUAGGCAUUAUAACCUAACCCGAUCAUUUGAUUGGAAUAACUGAAUCAUUCAUUGAUUGGAAUAAAAUAAAGAAAACAAAAUGCAUCUCACAUGCCAGAAGACCUUUACCAGAAGUGGUUCAUGAAAAUCAGUAUGCAUUGACCAUUCUCUGCCUUUCCCUUUUGGAAAAUUUUUUUGUACCUUCAUAUCACAGCUGAAUAGUUAUCAAUGCCAUUUCCAUUUGGAAGUAUCUAAAUAACCACAAUGUGAUCACAGCUUCUCCACGAGCCUUCCUGAAGUAAAGCUGGUAUGCUUGCUAUAAUACUUGGAACCUGUUGCUUUCUCUUCCUCACUCUUUAAAUGUCAUAAGGUCACACAGUUCUUGGAAUCAGAACUAUUCAGUUAUUUCUUCAUGAUUCUGCCUGGCUUUCUGAGUCUUCUCCUUCGGCAUGUUAUGUAAAAGUCUGAACAACAAUGAUGACGCAGACGAGAGCAACAUACGUUUUUAUUUUUUGAUAGGUUUUUAUUUUUUUGAUACCAGAGGGAAUUAACUAUGAUCACAUCGUGCUCUCUCUGUUCAGCAUCACACGCCCACAUACUGCAGUGUGGGAGUAGAUUGGUACUUACUGAGCACUUAGAAACAUCACGCAUCAGGAACCGGGUCAGGGUGACAGCAUCCUACGGUCAUAUCAUGAAGGAAGCCUCCCUUACAAACCUAAAAAAAAAAAACCCCAGCUUCAGUUUGCUACCAAUUAAGCUAAAGCAGAACGGUCUGCUUCCUCCUCCGCCUGCCCCCUUCUGCCUCUUUUCUGUUGGGGAGAUGCCAAUUCUAAGGAUUUCUCAGAAAAUAAUGUAAUCUCUCAUUCAAUGUCAGGACAUUCCAGCUUAAUUGUACUGAAAGUGCUCCAAUAGGCAUGCUCUCGUUACAUUGGAAUCAAAGCAGAAAAGAGUAAUAGCAGCGUGGGGGAGUCAUUUUUCUUCUUGAGGAACAAUACAUGCUGUUCUGUAUUUUUCCAUUCAUCGCCCAAACCUGCCUGUGUCUUUGAAAUGCAAGUAAGAUCCCAAAGGCAGCUUUCUGAAAGCCCGUGGCAUUUUUAGCUUAUCCCAUCCCCCGUGUGUGUCCUCAUCUUCAGAAUUGAAAGUUAGGAUACUUUUUAAAGUUUCAAAAGAAAAUAAUUUAAAAUGUUAAGGUUUAUCCAUAGAAACACAAUAAUUCUUAACCAAUUCAUGUACCAAAUUCAACAGUAUUAUCUCAUUUUUAGGGUCACAAAUGUGUCCUUUUUGCACUUAAACCUCCUCCCUCUCUCAAAAACAAAAACAAACAAACAAACAAAAAACACACCAAGACUGUUUAACAAAUUGUAUCUCAACUCUUAAUAUAUGUUAAGUCUUACCACAGGACAUUUGAAUCAUCAAGGAACAGUUGAAGUUUAUGGAUGGUAGAAUAACAAUGAACUAUGAUAUUAUCACUUUAUUAUAAACUUUUUGGAAAAUUGGCAGUUGCUACCAUCGAAAUACUCCAUUGCCUGUGUUACAUAGAAUUUGUUAUAAUUUUUAAGGGCUUUAAAAAAAUACCCAUCUGUUUCUUCUCCUUCUUGUUUUCUUUUGUGCCCCACCACUUAAAUUACUUGGGUAAAUACCACUCUUCAAAAUUUGAAUACUGUCUAUCAAAUAAGAAGAAGUGUGAAAGAUAUGAAGAAGAAAGGUGAUAGCAAAUUAGAAGAAAAUAAAUGUGGGUGAUUUCUUUUAGUUGAAAGCACAGAGUUUUAUUUUUCCCCAGUAUAACUAUUGAGUAGGGUAGGGAGGUCCCUGUAUCCCCAUUUUUAUUUUUUUUGAGAUGGGGUCUCACUCUGUCACCCAGGCUGGAGUGCAAUGGCGCAAUCUCGUCUCACCACAACCUCCGCCUCCUGGGUUCAAGUGAUUCUCUUGCCUUGGCCCCCUGAGUAGCUGGGAUUACAGGCACGCGCCACCACACCCAGCUAAUUUUUGUAUUUUUUUUUUUUAGUAGAGAUGGGGUUUCACCAUGUUGGUCAGGCUGGUCUCGAACUCCUGACCCCAUGAUCUGCCCGCCUCGGCCUCCCACAGUGCUGGGAUUACAGGCGUGAGCCACCGUGCCCGGCCCAUCUCCCCAUGUUUUAGCAUAGACAGCAGCGGCAUUCAGUGGAAGGAGUUCUUCCCCUUCAACAUCGUCCUUCCCAAAGGCCACAUUCUGAUUCUAUUGUUCACCAAAAACUAAUUCCCAGGGAAGCCCGCUCUGGAUGGGAAGGAUGAGCUGCGUGAGCCAUCGCCCACACAGGGAGAUAACCGAACCCCUUUGCCAGCAUCACCCCCUCUCUACUGGGGUGAGACACUUCAUUCAGAGCACUGGCUCUGACUCCCAGGGGAAAGUCUUUUUCCCUUUACAACUCCUCACCUCAGCCUCACCUUGACUUUCACUUCUCAACUGCUGAAUUCUAUAAAAUAGCCUUUUAGCAGUGACUCAGCUUUUAGGUGAGCACAGAUAAUGAAGAAAUUGAAGUGCCACCAUUGCACUCCCCCAAGUUGGGGACAUAAACUCGAAUUUGCACCCAGGUCUGAUAAAAGUAACUGAUUGAGGACGCAGAAAGGUGGAUGCCAUUGACAGCGUUGACUGUUCUCACAAUUCCUACAGAAAUGAAAGAAGGAGAGGCCCAGCAGACCACACCGGGCCAUGAGGGGAAGCAUGGGAGACAGGCAGAAGCAGGAGUGAGGAGGAACGUGGCUCAGACCCUCUACUGUAUGUUCUGCAGGAAAGGGCAGGGAAAUAGCUAAGACUGGCUGGUCUGAAUAACAGCUCAGACUCUAGGCUAUACAGGUGGUCUCUAGCCAUCUGGCACCUAGCCCCGGGUCGUUAGGGUGGGGGAUAUUGCUUCCUAGGUUGUAAGAGCCAGAUAGAGGAGGAUGGGCUCUGGAUUGGUCACUUUGCUCCCAGGGUAGCCCUUUGCUGUAUCUAAGAAUUGGCUCACCCUGGGAUGGGCAGUUUCUCCUGGGUCAGCGAGGCCCCUGAGAUGUCAAAAUAUCAUAAAAUAUAGAAAUCAUGAUUAAUACAAUUGGUCCUCUGCUGUUUUGACAUACUAAGGUCACUUUUGAUAGCAGAAACUUUUAAAGAGUAGGGCAUACGUUGCCCUGAAGAGCAUAGAAAACAUUUUAUUCUGAGAGUAGAAAGGAGGAAGACACGUGGAGAUACAGGAGUCCCUUAGGCUGGCCCAUAGCUGAGUCUCUCAUGUGUGUGGCAUUAGUCAAGAAUGUAGUUCUGCAGUUUGCGGGGGGGGGGUCUCUAACAUUUCUUGGUGCAGUUGUUAACAUGUGUUAAACAUAUGAGUCUGAUGAUGAUAUCGCGGUGUUUCUCGGCUCGGGGUGGCAGGUCUGGCGGUUGUGUGGCUGGGGGUGUGCACUGAUAGUUCAGUAAAGGAUAAGUAGAGACUCGUGGUGUUCAUGUGUCACCACAGGGAGGGAGUGGCUGUGGAGACCCAGGACAGGAAGUCGCGGUGGAAAGCAGGCUGGGGUGGUAGGAGAAGGCACCGGGGGUGGGUGCUCCUCCCCCAGGGGUUGAGGAGUUGACUGAUAGGGGGCAGUUACCUCCUGGGAAAGCAAGACGCUCCCUUAAGUUUUAGAAUGGUACAGAGAGUAGUCCCUUCUACCAGAGUUUCCAUUUAGACAUGGGAGUGUAGGGGGCCAUGUUUCGGCAGAAGCAGGGCAUGUAUCAGCAUUAGUGGACUCCUCAGUAUUAAAAGGAAGAACAGCAAACAUGUCAUGUGCCCACUUUGUGCCUCAGGAGAGGUAGCCCGUGGACAUCGCUAGGGCAGAGGUUUUAAUAUCUGGGACAAAGUUAUCUCCCACGGCGAGGUCGUGGCUGGGACCAUGUCAUCUUCAGCCGUGAGCUGCUGGGCUGGGCAAUGUCUUCUGGGAUGUGAGACGUGGGGUCUCCUUUCUAAGCGGACCCCCACUCGUGCUGAUGUGGGUCCCAGCAUUUGCCGCGUUUGGUUGAAACAGUGGCUUACCUGGAGGGUCUGGGUCUCUGGAUCAUAAACCAGCGAAAGCCCCCACAUCAGUGGUGACAAGAUCAAUAGACCCCAGAAUGUGUGCAGCUGUGCUUGAUAGGGUUUUGGUUCUUGCUUUUUGGUGGAAGUUUAGGCUCAAGUGGGUCCCGUAUCGGAUGAGCAGCUGCACGGCCUGUGGGAGCCCUGGGGUUAGUGGGUCCAGGAGAGAAUGUGUUCUCUCUCUGGGCUCCAGCCCUGAUGGGGUGGGGAUAAGAUGCAAGAUUUAUAGGAAUAGGGGGAAACAUUAUGGAAGGCCCCAAUAUGUAAUGAGCUUUUAUAUACAAGAAUGCAAGACAUAGCCCUCUUUUUAUGUUUAAAGGGGACUAUGGUAAUGUUUUUUAAAGUUUGUGUGAGGUGUGAGUCAACCGAAAGGCCCUAAAUUAAGAGAGAUUCAGGUUUGUGGUGCAAGAUAGAGGCCCAUUUCGGGGUCUGUUUGCAGACCAGAAUUUGAAAUGGAGUUGUUUGAGGAGACCAUUGUGUGUCUUCGUGAAACCGAUUGUGUGGAACCUAUCAGGGCUGUGGAAGUUGUAGCGAAUGCCUUUUCCCAGAGCCCAGCAUUGUGGAUUCCGAGAAGUGGCAUGUGUGUCUCAGUGACUUCCAGUGAUGCCUGCCACUCUGAAGAGAUGAAGGAGUGUCCUGGCAAGACCUGGAAUCCCAGCUGUAGCACCUGUGGAGAGAUGUGAUUUAGAUUUGGAUUUGGGGUAUCUGUGAGGAAGAGUCCCAGAGUUUUUCAUCCUGAAGGGGGCAACUCUUGGGCAGUGGUCCAACAGUUGGCCAUAAAUGUGAAGCUGGGGCGCUGUGCUGACCAGGGCAUCCAGCGUUAAGACGACUGCCUAACUUUGGCCACAUGCGUUGUUUUUUGGGUUCCGUUUCGUAUCAGGGCAUGCUGGCUAAAAGAUGGGAAGCAGCAACAUUCUCUUGGGCUCCAUCAUUUAUAUGAGGGUUGGCAAUGCCAUCUGUACCCUCUGUGAACUCCCACUGCUGUUCACUCAGUUAAUCUAAGGGACACCAAGGGGUCUGCGGGAGGAUGACCUCACAAGGGACUGAGGACAUGGGAGACCACCCUCCUGUGGGUAGAAUACACCAGAGGGCCCAGGCUUGACUCUGUCCUGUGUUAAGGAGGCAUCGGUAGUUUUGCUGAGCUUGUCAGGUGUUUAUAAUGGACAGUUGGAGAUUGGGGUCCUAGGCUUAGGUCUUUGAGAGCCUCUGUGUCCAGGAGAGCCCAGUAGGCAUCCAGCCAUUUACUGCUUUAAUAGGGUAGCAUGAGGCUGAGAGGGAUAGUUUCUUGCAUCCAAAGCCCUUAGGCACCUUAUGUCCAUCCUAAGUGGGCCAGAGACUCCAGGGCUGCAUAGAGCUUGCCAGAGCUUCUAUAAUGAAGGGGUCUCUGAGGGCACCAACAGGAGUGCCCAUGGAUUUUAAGGUUUGAUUAUAGAGGUUGUUUAUGGAGGGUGCCCCAUUUAAAGCAAGCUGAUUUGUAAGCAGCAGCAAGAAGAUUAAGUAAAAUUUGUAAAUGAGGACUACAUUGCCAUCAGAACCUCGAAAGUAUCUAAAGAUGUUGGACUUGUAUGUCCUUAAUGAGUGUGACAAUGAGUUUCCUCAUUUGUGCUCCUGGAGAAGGCGGAUGUGGUGAAGACCCUGUCUGCAGACAUUGUGUGCCAUGGCAAAGCCGUGGAGCUCCCUGUGGGUGGCCUGCAAAGGUGUAUGUGCCCCUCAGGGCAGAAGGCAAACGGCAGCCAAGAAGCUGUGCAAGUAGACACUUAAUGGGACAUGUUAGCCAAAUCUGUAAGAGCAAAAUAUUGGCCAGUUAUUUAUUGUGUAGAAUUAAUAAUUUUAAUAAUAAUGGAAAUUGGGUAAUGGAUGGGACUGCAGCAAUAAGGUUGUAGUAAUCCACCAUGAGGCACACUUGUUUUUUUCCAGGUUUAAGGAUAGGAAAGAUUGGGCUGUUCAAUGGAGAAACAAGGGUAUAAUCACCCCUUUAUUAAUUAGUAAGUUUUAAUCCUUGAAUACCUCAUAUUAACUGUUUUAACUGGAGGUCCAUGGGGCAUCAUUUUAUCAAGCUAGUUUAUAACUGCCAAAGACUGACUUUAAUUUUAAUUUAUUAUUUGUUUUAUUAGAGUGUCUGUGUUCAAUAUGGGAUAUUAGGGCGUUGGGUACUAUGACCACAGGAAAUUUAGACAGGCUACAGUUAAAGUGAAGCAUACCUUACCCAUCCACCCCCCAUUUUAUAUUUAGUUGCCUUUUUAAAAAGAUUAUAGGGGUACAAUGUUUAGAUUUAGUGGGAUCUCCAGGUAUAACUGUAAUUUGAGCCCCAGUGUUAAGACUAUGAAGCUUUGUCAAUGGGUACAUUUUAGCAAAUGUUACAAUUAAUUUAGAACCUAAGUUAUGGAGACACAAAAGCCAAUAGGCACCCUUUUAUGUUUUGGUUAAAUGUUUCAGUAUAUACAUCUUAUUUAUUUGUAAUAUUAGUAUAUAAUUUGUUGUAUACAUUUUUAGUGUAUAAGCGUUGGAUUUCUAAUUGGAUCAGAUUAGGGACCUUCCGUUUAGCUGCAUAUGUACAUAUACAUGUACAAUUUAUUAUAUAUUUGCGUUAAAAUAGCCUAUCUGCAUGUGUAUAUAUGUGUGUAUGUGUAUGUAUAUGCACUCACACGCAUAAAUACACAGUCUAUUUAGUUACCUUUAAUGUUUUUUCCCUUGUACCUAGGCUUUUUCUCGCUUUUUCCUUUUUUUCUGAUUUUGUGGCAAUUUAGUUGGAAGGAGGCGGUCCCAGCAUGUUGACAGGCAGGGUGUUCAGAGUGCCCAGGCACACUGGUGGGGGGUGGUUACAGGCUCACGUAGCUCAGGGGCUUCUGCAGGUCUCAGGGGAGUGGGAACAAAGUGUCCCACCCCUUCCCCUUUUCCUCAAACCUCAAGCCACUGGUCUCUAUGGAUAGAUCCUUUGCAUCCCACCGGAUUGAGGAAUGAGUCACAACAGCUGCAAGGCUCUUAAAGCAACAUUUAAACCUUUUGGCGGCUGUCAUUUCUGUGAGGAGGGUGCCUCUCACCGGCCGCAUGGCCGGAGGAUCCCUGCAGCGCUUUGGAGACCAACACCCAGAUCCUUUGCCCAGGAGUGCGAUUAAUUCCUCACUGGAUGCUGGGGGAGGGCCCCUCAGGUGAGCAGCCCACCACUGACUUCAGCGUUGCUGGCUCGGUUAUCAGACUCUCAUCCAACACAAGCUCACAGGGAAAGCCGUUCCUUGCUCCUUGUGGAGGGAGCUACCGUCAUUGCCCUGAGACCACCAGCCAAGAAAGUAGGUAUGUCCAGGUAGGGAAUUCAGAGGGACCCAGUGCAUCCAAUUAUACAAUUAUACCCAGAAGGUCCUGUGUAGGGGACUGCGAUUGACAUCACCCUAGUCUGCAGCACCAAGGACUGAAUGAGCUCAGUCCUCUUAUAAUUUAGGCUGGACUGUCACAGACACUGGCAGACACAGCAUACGUGGUGCAGCCAAAGUGCAAACAUGCCAGCAGCGGCCAUGCUCCCCAGGGUGGGGGUCCAGUUAGUAAGCCACGCGCAGCCAAGAGGCGAGGCAUGCCCUGUGCCACACACGGACUCACCCUGCUCACUGUGCCCGUGGUAUCGAAAUGUACCCACGUUUAAUUCAUAAAGGAGAGGCUGCUGUCAUUGAAAGAAAAGUUUGUUACUUGCAUUUCUGGAGAAAAGGAGCGCACCAGGCCACGCAGGGCCACAGGAGGAGGACGCACCAGAGUGGUCAGGAGGCAGAACUAGGCGAGCAGCUUUCCACUGUGUCUCCAUGGCAAAGGCGAAGAUGGGCGGGGGCAGAGUGUAGGAUUGGCAGGUUUGAAUGUCUUGGGCAGUAGCUACAGGGGUGGUCUCCAGCUGCCUGGUGCCUGGCCCUGGGUGAUCAGGGUGAGGGGAUACUGCCUUCUGCAGUGGAAGAGUCAAAUCGAGGAGAUGGACUCUGAGUUGGUUAGUGUGCAAAGGUGCACUCCCAAGGGACCCCUUUGCUAUCUCUAAGAAUUGGCCUGCCCUGGGAAGGGCAGUCUCUCCCCAGUCAGUGAGGUCCCCAAGAUGUGAAAACAUUAUACAUUAUAAAAAAGCAUGAUUAAUAUAAGCUCAUUCUAGCAUUUCAGGUUACAGCUUCUAGAAGAGGUUUGUAGUCUCAAAUGAGUAGGUUUUUCCUCUAGAGAGGGGCGGGCCUGGACCUUCAAGCACCCCUUGGUGUGUUUAGGAGCUCAGGAGCAGAAGCACCUGCCUGCAGCCCUGCAGCUAAGGAAGUUCUCUCAGUCACUCAGAGCAGGGAGGGGCUGAGAGAGUCAUGUGAGGCUCCCGGGGUACUACGACAGCCCUCGAGGUGAAGGAUUGGCCCUGAUCAUAAUAGAGAACCCUGAGGAAGUUUACUGUCAUGAGUCUCGGCUGGUUGGCGCAUGUGACCUUUGAAGGAUGAAGAUGGAGUUUGCAACAUGAGUAUCUCUAACCUUUUGCUUUUCAGGGAUCAUUUUCAAAAAUUGCAUUGGGGCCUUCGUUAUUUACCAUAGUAUUUUCACUUUCAUAGUUUUGUCACCUUUUUGUACUGUGAACAGUUCAACCAGUGACCGACUUCUCUCUCAUGCUGUUUACCCCACACACAAUUUCCCACUCAAUUCUGAAAAUAAGAACCUGUUAAUAGGUUGGAAAGCUGUGUACUCUAUUCAUAUAUUGUUCUUUCAUGCUAGUGGAGAGUGGUGUCAUUAGCAUCUUAAUUUUAGAGUUGUGAAAUGAUUUUACCAAUUAGGAAUUGAAUGUGUAUUUUUUUUCUGUUUAAUAAGAAGAGCAAAUUUGAAUAAAUAAGCUGGUGUAGAUAAACUUAAUAAUCAUGCUUUUUCUUGUUUGGAGAUAGGUGAUGUGUUGUCAUAUCCUGUGAUACAGGUCACUCAUCUGGCCUUCUGUUUCUGAAGUUUAAGUCUGGUUUGAAUAUGUAAUAAUACUACUCAGCAUUUCUUGUUGCCUAAGUGAGACGAAACUUAAAUGUUAUGAUAUUUACUUCAUGUAUUCUUGUACUGUUCAUUUCAAUUAAUUGGUAUUGUAUAUCUAAUAUGUGAUAUUUGAACUGAAUAAAACUUACAGUGUUGUAAAUGUUCUUUAAUAAAUAAUCACACCUAAGUAAUAGGCUAGACUGAUGAGAAAUUAGAUCAAAUCAGUGCCUAGGCCUUUGUGUUUGUGUCGUAGGGAUGUACUAACACAUCACCACAGACUGACGGCUUUUCACAAUAAAUCAGUUUUCUUCGCUCACAUUUCUGGACAUUAGAAAUCCAAAGCCAAGGUGCCAGUAGGGCCGGGCUUUCUCUGAAGGCCCCAGGAAAACUCCUCCUUCAUCUCCUCCAGCUGGUGUGGCUGCUGGCCGACCUCGGCCUUCCUCGGCCAGCGGCUGCAUCACUCCAGUUUCCGUGUCCAUCGUCACAUGGCCUUCUUCCCUCUGUGUGUCUGUGUCCAGAUAUCCCUUUCCUUAUAUAAGGACACCAGUCAUUAGAUUUAACUUCCACCCUAAUCCAGGAUGACCUCAUCUUAACUUGAUUACAUCUGCAAAGACUGUAUUUCCAAAUAAGGUUAUAUCCACAGGUUCUAGUGGACAUGAAUUUUAGAGGAACAGUAUUCAACACAGUGCAGAUGUGGAACGAUUCCAAUUUAAUUUUAGUAGGAAAAAAAAGGAAAGAGGGCUGCCAAUGGCUUUGGCUUAAAACCAUAAUUACUUUUAAAAAUCAUUUCUAUCCAAGGCAGAUAAGAUUUAAUAAGAACUGAAGCUUGUAUAGUUGUUUAUUUGGGAGGAAGGGGGUAGUGCUUCUUAAGAAAAGGAAUAUGAAUUGCAAAUACUGAGUUAACUAUGAAAGCAUAUAUUUAUUUGGAAUUUUUAGAGGCAUAAAUUACAAUAUUUAAAACAGCAUAACACUCUACAAAAUACUGAAAAGUAUUUUUAUUAACUUCCUGGCACCUUUAUGAUACCUUUCCCAUCUUUUUUUUUCUUUUUUUUAACCUACAUACUCUGGUUAGUUUGUUUGUUUAUUUAUUUAUUUAUUUUCUUCUUGGGGGACAUGGUCUUGCUGUGUCAUCCAGGCUGGAGGGCAGUGGUACAAGCAUAGCUCACUGCAGCCUCAACCUCUUGGGUUCAAAGGAUUGUCCUGCCUCAACCUUCUGAGUAGCUGGGACCACAGGUGCAUGCCGCUAUACCCGGCUAAUUUUUUUACUUUCUAUGGAGACGAGGUCUAGCUGUGUUGCCCAAGCUGGUCUCAAAUUCCUGGGCUCAAGCAGUUCUCCCACCUUGGCCUCCCAAAGUGUGAGAUUGCAGGCAUAAGCCACUGCACCUAACCCUGCAUACUCUUUGAUCAUCUUUUUCUUCUUAGGACAAUCUUGUGUUGGUUACUAAAGAGAGAAUGAUAUUUAAGUUCUUCCUCUAACAUGGAUAUGGGGCAAAAAUCAUAGACUAAAAGUUUCAGUUUUCACAAGUCAUUAUUGGUAAUGUCAUUUAAAUAGGAUGGUUGUCAAAUCUGGGAAAACCUCUGAUGAAGUCUUUUAUAUGUGAGUUGUAAGGAUCAGGCAUUUUCCCGCUUCCUCAUGCAGUGACUAAUCUUAACUCCUUCAGCACUGUUGGAUGAAACUUUCUGUGAUGACGGACAUUGUUGGAAAUAAAGCUCGGAGUCAUAAGGAAAAUGA